ACAACACAAAAAGGAACAACAAAGCAACCAAAAAAACCGAAACAAAGCGCAGCACACAGGAGGACACAGGAUACACACGGCGUGUGCGUGAUUAAUUGCACUUUAAACACACACAGAGGGAGGGAAAUACCAGAAGGAAACGCUGUCAAAAUGUUGCCAACCAAUGUGAUGACAUUCAUGAAGAAGAUGGUGGCGACCGAUGAGCCGAGCAACGAGCGGCAGCAGCAUGCCACGGACUCGGGUGGCGGUGCCUCCAAUACGGGCGCCUUGAACAAAAUGAAGGCCACGCUGUCCUCGUCGCUGCUCACCGUAACAGACAAAGUUAAUAAAAUGUCGCCACGCCCCUCGCUGGUGCCGACGGAUGCGGACACAAGCGGCAGCUACGGCUCGCCCAGCUAUCAGCAGCAACAACAGCAGCAGCAGGAGUCCGGCAACCAGAACAACAACAACCACAGCACGACAACAAGCGGCAGCGGUGGAGGCGGGGCAGCGGCCAAACAAGAGCCCGGACGCAGAGCUGGCGCCUGCAGGGUGUGCCUGAAGUCCUUCAAGCCGGACGACUACCACAAGACGUGCUUCGAGUGCCAGCAGCGGGUGUGCGAGGAUUGUGCCAGCUACAGCAAACUGGACGAGCACGAGGAUGCGACCAUGUGGCGCUGCAGCGUUUGCCGCCGCAAGAUGGCCUCACGCGUCUGCAUACCGCAGGAUUCGACGGACUCGAUGCUGGAUGUGCCCGUUAUGGAGGCGCUGCAGCGUCGCCACUCGGACGCCAAGCUGGGCAGCAGCACCCAGACCCUAGCCCCAAGCAACGGGGCAGCAUUGGCACCGCCACGCAGUCCCGAACUGCGGCGACACUCGGACGUUUCGCCCGCCUCCCUGAAGGAGUUGGAGCGGCAGCUAAAAGGUGGCCGCAGCAUGGCGCCCAGCCGCUCCAACAGUCCACCGCGCGGCGAUGGCCAGGAGCCGCCGUUCGGAGCGCCCCUAUCGCGCAUGCAGUCCAGGCGCGGCUCACGGGUGGCUCGACAGCACAGCUACGACGAUGACAUGAAGACGGGCCCCGUGGGCGGCAGCAUGGGUGGCGGUGGCCCCGCGUUGGGCAUGGCAGCGGAUGGUUCCGGCCUGGGCAUACCAGCAAUGCCGCGCAGAAAGUCCGCCUACGAUGUGUUUGCACCGGGACUGGUCCAGGGCGGAGUGUCGCCGGGCGGCGGCGGAGGAGGCCAGCAGCAGCAGAUGCAGCGUUCGCCGUGCGAUGGUGGCGGCAUUAUGCCACCCAUACAGUUGCCCGGCUCGCGUAGACCCUCGUUCCGGGUGCCGCACCCAUCGGAGGAUAUACAGAACGAUGAUUCGCCCGGCUCGCCGGACCAUGGAAGCCCCGUGCUGACGGUAGACGACGACAGACGCAUGCGACGACGCGGCUCACAGCUACCCGACAUUGCAAUGCUGCAGAAUCGCGGCGCUUUGCCAGCGGUGCCGCCUUCCUCGAUUCCGCCACCGAUGGCUGCGUUCACGGGCCCCAAUCUGGAGGAUUUGGAGGCGCCACGCCGUCAGACCUCAAUGGAUGGCGAGGCCAUACGCAUUGUAAUACACGACGUGGAUUCGGGACCGAUUUGUGCAUCCAAGCGGCGCAUCAUACUGCGGCGGGAUCCCACGGAUAAGGCGCACCGCACACGUGGCUUUGGGAUGCGCGUCGUCGGUGGCAAGACCGGUGCCGAUGGCCGACUCUUUGCGUACAUUGUGUGGACAGUGCCGGGCGGAGCUGCCGAGAAGAAUGGCCUGCAGCAAGGAGACAAGAUACUCGAAUGGAAUGGCAUGUCCCUCAUCGACCGGAGCUUCGAGGAGGUCUGCUCCAUUAUGGAUCGCACCGGGGACGUUGUGGAGCUGCUGGUGGAACACGCCACCGAUUUUCGUAUGUGCGAUCUCUUCGAUGAGAAUCUGCCGCCGGGCAAUGCCGGUGGACAGAGCGGACCACGACGUUCGGGCGAUGGACCCGUUGGCCUUGGCCUCAUUGCGGAACCCGAAACCACCACAGACAAAUCACCAGCAUCGCCCACAAGACGGAAAUUACCAAAAACUCCGGAGCAAAUUGCACGCGAGAAAAUGGUCUCGGGACGUGUCCAGAUUCAGGUCUGGUAUCACGCAGAGCGGCAGGAGCUGGUCGUCUCGUUGAUGGCCGCCGAUGAUCUGGCGCUGAGGGAUGAGGCAUACGGGCACGGCAAUCUGCCGGAGGCAUAUGCCAAGGUCCGCAUACUGCCCAAGUGCGGUGAUGGCAGUGUGCAACAGACGGAGGUCAGUCGACCCACACAGAAUCCAAUUUGGAAUGCGACGCUGACAUUUGGCCAUGUCAAGGCCGACAGCCUGAUGGAUCGCUAUAUAGACAUACAGCUGUGGGAUCUGGUGCCGCACACCGAGUCCAUAUUCCUCGGCGAAUGCAGCAUCGAGCUGCAGCAGGCCUUCCUCGACGAUCAGGCCAUCUGGUGCCGGCUGGACGAUAUGAAGGGACUGCGUGGCAUCAGCAUGAGCAAGUCGCCGAGCGUGUCGCCGCGUGGCUCCAUUGCCGCAGGCGCCGGGGCACCGUGUGGCGAUGUCAGCCGACUGUUGCGACGCGACUACAACAUGCAGCGAUCCAUCUCCGAUGAGGUAGACUCCAUUGGAGAUGGAGCAACGCUGCUGCAUCCGGACACCGCGUGGAUGGCGGGCUCGCGGCGUGGGUCGUCGCAAUCGGAGACCAUGGAGGUGGAGGUCUACCAGCUGGGCAAGGACUUCUCGCGCUCAUUGCCGGGCUCGCGUCGAUCGAGUUUCCAGGAUGCCGAAAAGCAGCGGCUCGAGGAGGACGCCAUGGCUACGCCACCCACAUCGUAUCUUGUGGGCAGGCGCCGCUCCUCCGUGGCUCGACGCGAUCCGGAUGAGAUCUUGAAAUCCUUGAAGGCUGUCCGCGGCGAACUAGGACGCACCAUGAGUCUGGGAACCGAGCAGCACAAGCGCAUAGGAUCGCGACGUACCAGUCGCGUCGGUCUGCCGAGUGGACCCAACAGUCGCAAGAGCUCCAUUCUGGAUCUCACGCAGCAGCAGCAACAGAUCCAGCAACUCCAGCAGCUGCAGCAACAGCAACAACUCCAGAUGCAGCAGCAACAUCUGCCAAUUGGCAUUGGCAACCAUGAUACCAGUCCGCCGUCCGAUGAGGAAGACAAGCGCUUUCGACCACGCUGGAAGGGCUCUGGCAGCCAGCUGCCACCACAGAGCCCCAAGCAGGCGCUGUCGAGACUCAAGCAGGCCGCUUCCGUCUCGAAUGUGGCCCAGGAGCGACACAACCAGCUGCUGGGCUCCAAUCUGGGCGAUGGUUCGCCGCAGCAUCAGCAGCAGCAACAGGCGAACCUGCGGAAGGGCAGCAUGAUUAAUCUGCGCGGUCAGGGCCAAGGCCAGGACAUGCUCUCCGCUGGGCAGUUGCAGCAGCAGCGCAAGGGCAGCAUGUUUCAACUGGGCGAGGCCCAAUCGCUGUCGCAGCAGCCACAGGCACAGUCCCUGCAGCGCAAGGGCAGCAUGUAUGUGGGCGGCAGCGGCAGCGACACGCCCACCAUGGGCACACCGACGCGGAAGGGCAGCAUCUAUCAACGGACCAGCACGGACAGCGGCGAUAGUCCGCAGCGGAAGCAGAGCGUGGUGAAGACCCUCAGCGGCAGCUAUGUCAAUGUCUCGGCCAUCACCGGCAGCGAGUCGAGCUACGGCCUGAAGCUGGGUCCCUCGCAGAUCCAUCCCAAGGGCUACCGCCUGUCCACGGCUCGCUAUGGGGAGCUCAAAAUGGGUUUUGUGAAAAUCAAAGGCAACGUCGAAGUGGAGCUUAUGUGUGCUCGUAAUAUUGUCAACGAGGACUGUGAGACGCCGCCAGACACAUAUGUCAAAUGUUAUAUCAAGGAUGGAGAACGAUUGCGGCACAAGAAGAAGACGCGCGUGGUGCGCCAUUCCGCGGAGCCAUUCUACAGGCAGACCAUCAAGUAUCAGAGCUCGGACGUCUUUGGGCGGAACAUUGUCAUCAUGGUGUGGCAGCGAUGCGUGGGAUUCGAGCACAACCAGGGGCUGGGCGGCACGGAGGUGAAUCUGGACAAGGUGAACAUUGGACAGCACAUCAAUGGCUGGUAUCCGCUGUUCCCCAUGCACAGCUACGGGGGCUCCGACUCGGACAACUCUCCUUGACCGAACACGCCAGCGCGUGAGACAUCGAAAACAAUAAUUCAAAUGAAAUGCACGACACCAAGAGAACAAACACUCGUAACACAUCAACUGAAAGCUCAAUUUGUUAGCGCCUAAGUAUGGAUCAGCCAUAUAAAAUAUUACACAAAGAAUCCACACACUCCCCUCCAAGCAGACACAAUGAAAUCCCCAGCAAAACCUAGAAGCAAACUGCAUUAUAAUUAUGUGUCCCCCCCUUGUAGUUGUAGUCAAUGAGCUUAGCAUCGGUUGGCAGUAUGCAGUGGGCAGUAGGAAUGGGUUUAUUGGGUUAUUUGGGUUAUGUUAAGUGUAUUCACGGUGCGAGAGCUUUGUAAGUAAGGUACACGGUAGGGUAAGGGUCAGGGCAAGCACUGUACUACUACAUAUAUCAGACAGCACAAUAAUUGACAAGAGAUCGACAUGAGAGAAUGGGAACCGAGAGUACCAGAGAGAAAUAACUACAAUAUAUAUAUAGGAAAGCACAUACAAUAUUUAUGCGUAUAUAUUAUAUAUUUUUGCUUGUUGUGUUUGUGAAAGUUUAAUGAAUGUUGUUUGCAUUUGAAUCGAUAAAUGAAACGGUGGGCACUGAAACAAUAAUAUUGAAAUAUCUAGGCAAAGAAGACAGACAAACAGAGAGACAGAGUGAGAGUGGGUCAAAGUAUGGCAGAACGUCAAGGAAUAAUGGGUAUAUCUAAGUGUUAAUUAAAUGUGGCGCAAAUACCAAAUUACAAUAGCCUCCAACUAUCUCCCCAGUUUAGUGUACAGCCGAAAGGUUUCAACUGAUUCACACGUUGAAAAUAACAAGCAAGCAACCCAUCAACCAACCUAGCUAUCAACUCAAGCAGAAGGAACACAAAUGAUAUCUUUCAAUUUAAUGUGACAAUCUUUAUGGGUGUCUGGUGUGUUGUGUGUAUGUGGAUGUGAGUGCGACUGAAGCGUGAUUAAGACGAAUUUACUGUAGUCAUUUUAUGGUAGGGCAACAUUUGUAGGGCAUUGAUUGCUACACAGCAGCAGCAGCAGCAGCAUCAGCAGUGGUGAGGCAUCCUUCUGUUCCUUCCUUCGUAACGCUAACUCUUAACUCUCUGUAACCCGUUCCACCCGAUGCUUUCUCAGCUACGAACAGGACAAUCUCUUGUGACGACAAAACGUGUGAAAUUUACAAUUUCGGAACUUGUGUAUUAAAUCGAAUCAACGUUCAACCUUAAUGACUUGGAGUUUCAAACUAAACAAAUUACAAAUAUAUACACACUUAUUUAUAUAUGAAGCUAUAGCUAUACACUUAAGCCGCAUCCACAGAGGCGCAGGGCAUUGUGAAACUUUUACUAUCCCCCAUCCGAAAUGUUUACUGCCCUUUCGGGCAGGCGGCUCUUUUUAAACGCUAGUUAUGGUAGCUAAAAGUCUUUAAACUAAACUCCUUAACUCUUAAUCUGUACUCGUAAAUCCGUUCUUAUUGUUAGAUUGUUGCUUUGAGAAAACAAGAGCAGAAUAGUGCCCAUUGUCUGUGGGCAUAGUCAUUGUUGUAGAACUUGUAAGUAGAACCUAAUACUAUCUACAUAUGUAUAGCGCGUACACUUGGUAGUUGAGUUGUCGUCAAGGUAGUCAGGGUAAAAGUGAAAC
Molecule: messenger RNA, 5820 nt
Organism: Drosophila guanche
Lineage: Eukaryota; Metazoa; Arthropoda; Insecta; Diptera; Drosophilidae
Gene: Fife
Product: regulating synaptic membrane exocytosis protein 2
Exons: 15
Coding region: 151-4188 (1345 amino acids)
Biological process (GO): positive regulation of synaptic transmission; regulation of membrane potential; calcium ion-regulated exocytosis of neurotransmitter
Cellular component (GO): cytoskeleton of presynaptic active zone; presynaptic membrane
Molecular function (GO): small GTPase binding; transmembrane transporter binding
Source: RefSeq, a predicted model, not a curated record